Molecule: messenger RNA, 735 nt
Organism: Pecten maximus
Lineage: Eukaryota; Metazoa; Mollusca; Bivalvia; Pectinida; Pectinidae
Exons: 1
Coding region: 1-735 (244 amino acids)
Source: RefSeq, a predicted model, not a curated record
AUGAGGGAUACCUUCAAUUGUAUGUACAACAACGGCUACAUCGACCAUGCUCGACUGAGAGAGAACAAGACCAUCUUUGCUGCCAGAAUGCAUUAUGUGGCAACCGAAGAGUUCUACUCCAAGGCAGCCAUUUUUAAUCCAAUAUCCAUUGAGAGCACUACUACAAUCAAGUCAAUUGGGCAUUCUUCGAUUGUAGAUUCGAUCACCAUGACGGAAGAAGAAACAGGAACCUUGUUUGCACAGGCUAACUGUAAGUUUGUUCUUAUUUGCAACGAUAGCAAGAAAUCUGUUCCAUUGCCCGAUUGGUUUGAAGAAAAAUACUCAAGACCAAAUUUGGAUAAGGCUACAAUUCUGAUGAGUAAAACGCCAUCGAUGGUAGUACCCAAGCAGGCAUUUUCACACAAAUUGCAGACUCGUCAUAGCGACAUUGACAGUAACGGCCAUGUUGCCACCCAAGAGUACUUCCGGUUUUGUAUUGAAUGCGCGAUGGACGCUUCCAAGGCAGGAUUUUACCGCCAGUUCGUGUCAGAAAUGUGGCUGUAUCCUGUUUUAGAGGCAGAUGUUACAUUCUUGGGUGAAAGCAGAGAGGGAAUGGCGUUGACGAUCCUCACUUGGCAGUGUGAAAGUAAUGCUUCCAAAAUGUAUUUUGUUAUUUUGGACGAUAAAGCCAAAAUUUUCGAAUGUUCGUUCCUAUUCAGUGAAAAGAAACUAAACCCAAUACAAGUCAAACUGUGA